CGCCCUGCCGGAGAGGUUGGGACCGAAUCGUUUCCUAGGUGACAGGGCCGCAGCAUCGACGUUCGACUGAGCGCGUCUGGCAAAGGCUCCCAGAGGGCCGCGCGCUGCCGGCUGCGGGCGCCGUCAUGGCGGGUUUGCUGAAGAAGACCACUGGCCUGGUGGGAUUGGCUGUGUGCGACACUCCGCACGAGAGGCUGACAAUAUUGUACUCGAAGCUUCUCGAUAUUAUGAAGCUCUUCCCUAAGCAGGCAGCCUAUAGGAAGUACACGGAACAGAUCACCAGUGAGAAGCUGGAGAUGGUCAAAGCAGUAAGUAGCUCAGCCAUUGGAGGACUGAAACGCCGCACGUGUUUCUGGGGGUGUAGCUCAGCAGUUGAAUAUUGCCUCACAUGUGGAAGGACCUGGUUCUGCUUUCCCAUACCAUCAUCACAAGUAAAUGUUGCUAUCAUUAGUGCUCUUUUCAUCUCAUUUAUGGACUAAAAAAGCCCCUGACAAUG
Messenger RNA from Psammomys obesus (fat sand rat), 496 nucleotides. RefSeq names its product NADH:ubiquinone oxidoreductase subunit A5 (gene Ndufa5). Gene Ontology annotation, biological process: respiratory electron transport chain. Lineage: Eukaryota; Metazoa; Chordata; Mammalia; Rodentia; Muridae. The transcript has 4 exons. The coding region runs from base 126 to 479 and encodes 117 amino acids. The record is from RefSeq and is a predicted model, not a curated record.